UCUGGAGGGGACGGGGUAUGACUGGAGACCUUGUCCACUGGGGACCUACAGUCCAGACUCUGCUCUGAGUAUGAUCUCUCAGUGCAGGGAGUGUGAUGGAGGACAUUACUGCUCUCAGCAGAAUGCCACCUCUGUCUCUGGUGAAUGUGCUGCUGGGUUUUACUGCACACGAGGAAACAUCUCACCUCAGCCACAGUCAUCAUUUACAGGUGAGGGAGGACCCUGUCCUGCAGGUCAAUAUUGUCCACGAGGCUCUACUGACCCCCAGCCGUGUCCAGAGGGGACUUUUAGUAACAGGAGCAAAUUAACUUCAAAGGACGAGUGUGUUCUCUGCACUCCCGGUCAUUACUGUGACGUAUCUGGGCUGACGGCUCCAACAGGACAGUGCUGGGAGGGUUUUUACUGCAGACACGGAGCUUCAGUCCCCAACGCUUUAAUCAGAGACAGCAGAGGAGGACCCUGUCCUACAGGUUAUUUUUGUCCUAGAGGCUCCAGCGCUCCUCAAGACUGUCCACAAGGAUCCAUCACCAGCAGCGAGGGCCAGGCCAGCUGCAGCCUCUGUCCCCAGGGUUAUUACUGUCCUUCAAACGGCUCUUUAGCUGAAGGAAUCGACUGCCCUCCAGGUCAUUACUGCCCAACAGGAACAUCCUCAAAAAAUCAGUAUCCCUGUCCACCAGGCACAAUCAAUCCAUAUACAAGGAUGGGCAGUGUAGAGGGCUGUGCACCCUGCUCCCCAGGUUAUUUCUGCGAGGCUCCUGGACAGAGUUCUGCUUCUGGACCGUGUGAAGCAGGACACUUCUGUCUCUCUGGAGCUGCGUCCCCAACACCUGAUGAUGGACAGACUGGUGAUCGAUGUCCUCCUGGUCAUUAUUGUCCGAUUGGCUCCUCGUCUCCGCUGCCGUGUCCAAUCGGCCGCUACAACAGCAUCAGCAUGAGCACAGAGCUCUCCGCCUGUCUGCCCUGCCCUGCUGGAUUUGCUUGUUCCAGCAGGGGUCUCUCUGCUCCUUCUCAUGUAUGUCUUGCUGGCUACUACUGCCCCCCAGGGCAGAACUCCAGUCAGCCUGCUGAAUAUACCUGUUCACCCGGCCAUAUGUGCCCCCCAGGAAGCCCUGUUCAGACCCCCUGUGCUCCGGGGACCUUUCAGAGUCUACAUGGACAGGCAGAGUGUUUGCUCUGUCCGUCAGGGUUUUUCUGUGCAGGUUCAGCUGAUCCUGAAACAGGGAUUAUGGGCGGAACGAGUACUCCUGCCCCGUGUCCUGUGGGGCAUUACUGCCCAGCAGGUACAAGUUCUGGGCUGGAGUUUCCCUGUUCUAUUGGGACUUACAGUGGUGAUUUAGCACUGUCCAGUAAAGAGCAGUGUGUCCCCUGUCCUGCUGGACGGUACUGCGCUUCCUCUGGCCUUUCUUCUCCCACUGCCGACUGCUCUCCUGGCUACCUGUGCAUCCAGGGAGCCACUGUUUCACAGCCUCCUGGAGACGCUACAGGAAGAAGAUGCUCAGCAGGCUUCUACUGCCCUGCAGGAACCAAUCAUAUGCGGCCCUGCCCACCAGGAACAUUCAGCUCAUUAGAAGGAGCAGCAUCUUCAGAGGAGUGUCAGCCCUGCACUCCUGGUCAGUUCUGUGCAGAAUAUGGGUUGAGUUCCCCGUCUGGACCCUGCAGUCCUGGAUAUUACUGCACCCUCAAAGCCAGCUCCCAGACUCCUCACCAGAACAGAAGCACCGAGUUGAAAGAGCGUGCACAUUACCCGGAAGAUGAGCUGGAUCUGGUUCAGAUCACUGGUGAUAUCUGUGCACGAGGACACUACUGUCCAAGUGGGAGUUCUCAGCCAUUGCCGUGCCCACCAGGGACGUUUCUGGGCCGGCGUGGUGCCGUCUCUGAGUCUGACUGUGACCCGUGUCUUCCUGGCUUUUACUGCCCUGCCUGGGGGCAGAACUCUGUCGAGAUUGGCUGCCCUGAGGGCUGGUUCUGCCCUGCAGGCUCUGUCAUUGGACGUGAACCUGGUCAUCAGUGCCCACCUGGUCAUGCCUGCCCAUAUGGAAGUGUUGAGCCAGCCAUCUGUCCCUCUGGUGCCUACCAGUCUCAACCAGCUCAGCCAUACUGCCAACCAUGCCCACCAGGGUUUUACUGCCUGGAAGGGGCAUCUGCUCCCGUGCCCUGCCCAGCAGGCACCAUGAGUCCGGUCGAGGGGCUUCAGUCUCCUCUGGACUGCUCUCUGUGUCCUCCAGGAUUUUACUGCAACACUACUGCACUCACCAGCCCCUCAGGAGCCUGUAAUGCUGGUCAUUUCUGUUCGUCUGGAGCCACAGAGUCAGCACCAGUCUCUCAGAGGUAUGGGGACGUCUGCCCAGCAGGCUGGUAUUGCCCUCAGCAGAGCAGCGCUCCUGUGCCAUGCCCUGUUGGACACUAUUUUUCAGAUAAAGGAGCUUCUUCUCUUACCUUUUGCUCCCCCUGCCCUCCAGGCAGAUACUGCCACACACCUGGAUCCUCUCAGCCCUCAGGGUUUUGCUCUCCUGGUCACUACUGCACAGGAAGUGCUGAAACUGCAGCUCCUCAGGCCAAACCCAUCCAGCUCAGAUGCUUCUGUAACUUUAUUCCAGAGUCCAGCCAGGCUGAGUAUUCACUCUGUGCUCAGAGAGACAGCACACGCUGCUUAACUGGUGAAGGUGAAGAGGGGUGUACUGACUCAGACCUCAGUCCUGCUUCAGAUUCAGAAAACUCUGAAUCUAAUUCUGAAUUAACUUUGGACGGCAAACAAGUGGAAUGCUCUGAUUUCAGAGGAGACGUGUGUCCUGUAGGGUUCUACUGCCCUGUAGGAUCCUCCCUGCCUCAGCCUUGUGAUCCAGGAUCCCACUGUAAUCAGACUGGGCUUCAGGCUCCUGCAGGACUCUGUGCUUCAGGCUUCUUCUGCUCUAAAGGCACUAAAGAUCCUUAUGCUGCACCCUGUCCUCCAGGACACUACUGUCCCAGAGGCACGCCUGUACCUCUCCCCUGCCUGCCAGGCACACUGAGACCCUCUGUUGGAGGAUCCAGUCUGGAGGACUGUUUGGCGUGUCCCUCUGGAUAUUUCUGUGAGCUGAGAGGUCUGAUACAGCCCAGCGGUCGGUGCUCUGAGGGGUAUUACUGCCCAGGGGGGCAAAACUCCUCUCGGCCUGCAGAGCAUAGAUGUAGAGCUGGUCACUACUGUGAAGAGGGGAGCAUCAGUGAUAGAGCAUGUCCUGUGGGUAGUUACCAGCCCCUGGAAGGCCUGCAGAGAUGUGAGGUUUGCCCUGCUGGAUUCUUCUGCCCUGCAGAAGGUAUGAUAAACCCAGUUCCAUGCAGACCUGGAUUCUACUGUCCUGCAGGAGCAGCCAAUCAGCAGCCCUGUCCUGCAGGAACCUACUCAAACCAAUCCGGUUUAACUGAGUCGUCAGAGUGCACUCAGUGCAGCCCAGGCUCAUAUUGUUCUGGAACAGGGAACACCUCGCCGUCUGGUCCGUGCUCAGCCGGAUUCCUGUGUUUUGGAGGAGCUUCUCUUCCGUCUCCUACAGGUAACGUGACGGGAACUCAGUGUCCUCCUGGAUUCUACUGUCUCACUGGGAGCUUUACUGCGACUCCAUGCCCUAAAGGCACUUUCAGUGUUCAGCAGGGACUGACAGAAGCAGCUCAGUGCCGGAAGUGUUCUCCCGGGUUCUAUUGUUCAGAACCAGGACUGUCUUCUGUUAGUGGUCCCUGUUUACCAGGCUUUUUCUGCACUGAGGGAUCCUCCACUGCAGCUCCUGUCUCUGCUCUAUUUGGCGACGUGUGUCCUCCUGGGCACUACUGUGAAACUGGCAGCGCUGUGCCCACCUCUUGCCCAGUGGGCACACACCGGUCUGAGAGUGGUGGAAAGAGCGUGGAGGCCUGCAUGUCUUGCCCUGAAGGGCUGUUCCAGGAUCAGUCAGGCCAAAGGGAUUGUAAAGCCUGUCUCCCUGGAUUCCACUGCCUGUCCUCUGCUCAGCAGACUAACAGGGGCGGUGCUCCACUCAUCUGUCCGAAGGGUUAUUACUGUCCUAAUGAAACACUGGGCAGACCCGUCCCCUGCCCCAAAGGCACCUACAGUGAUAAUCAGGGCCUUACAUCAGCAGAUGAGUGCCUAGUCUGUCCCCUGGGUUAUUUCUGUGGUUCUGACGGACUGGUCCAGCCCUCUGGACCCUGUGCUUCUGGAUUCCUGUGCUUUAUUCGUGCAACAGUCCCAAACCCCACCGACAACCAAACAGGAUCUCUGUGUCCAGCAGGGGCUUUCUGUCAGCUGGGAAUCAGAAAUGGAGACUGUUCUCCAGGAUAUUUCUGUGACUGGGGUUCCAGCAGUCCAGAGCAGAGACUCUGUCCCUCAGGGUUCUUCUGCCCGGCAGGAAUAGAUAAACCCGUAGCCUGUGGGCCGGGAACGUUCAGCUCAGUGAUGGGAAACAGUGAAAGAGACAACUGUGAUCCAUGCCCUUCAGGCUUCUACUGUCAGGGUGAUGGCGUGGUGGAACCUGUUAUUUGCCCAAAAGGUUUUUACUGCCCUCAGGGCACAGUACUAGAUACAGACUUCCCCUGCCCUCAAGGAACAGUGGGGCUUCACCCUGGAGCCACUAGUGAAGAGAACUGCUCACCAUGCCCGUCAGGCAUGUUCUGUGCACUUCCUGGUCUUUCUGAGCCUACUGGGCACUGCCAGGAUGGGUACCAUUGCCCAUCAGGAGCCAUCAGCCCCAAUGCCACAGGGCAUCAGAUGGAAUCAGCUGGUAAUAACAUGUGCCCUCCUGGUCAUUACUGCCCCGUUGGCACUGGCUACCCUCUCCCUUGCCCCCCUGGCACACUGUCCAGCUCCCCAGGGCUGAGUGCGGUGGAGCAGUGCCAGCCCUGCCCGCCGGGGCACUUCUGUGAGCAGCCUGCGAUGUCCAGCCCCUCUGAUGCACUUCUGUGUGAUGCUGGGUACGUGUGCCUUGGAGGCAGUCGCAGUGCUCGCCCAAUAGAUGGACUGGAGGGAUAUCUUUGUCCUAGUGGGCACAGUUGCCCCAUUGGUUCCCCAGUGGAGGUGCCAUGUGAGCCUGGAACCUAUAGCAGCGCUCCUGGAGCCUCCCACUGUCUGUUCUGCCCAGCUGGUACCAUGUGCCCGUCGGCAGCCACUCAGGAGCCGGCACCCUGCCCUAAAGGUUAUUUCUGCCCUGCUGGCACUGCUACAGCUGUGCCAUGCCCUGUGGGCACUCUCGGCCAGGUUAACAGGGCUCAGUCUGAGUCUGCCUGCACUCCCUGCCCCACUGGUCUGUUCUGCAGCCUUCCUGGUGCCUCUCAGCCACAAGGUUCAUGCCAGCAGGGAUAUUUCUGCCAGAGUGGCUCUGCGUAUCCUGCUCCUCUAAACACAUCAGGAUCCCUGAUAAAUGGCCCCUGCCCCCAAGGCCACUACUGCCCAUCAGGCACCCUCAACCCAAUGCCCUGCCCUGCAGGCAGCAUGCGCAAUCUCUCCGGUGGUUAUUCUAUGGAGAGCUGCAUGCCGUGUCCAGCAGGGCAUUACUGUGCCGGUGAGGGUUUAGAUUCUCCCAGUGGUCCGUGUGCUGCCGGUUUCUACUGUCCUGCAGACUUCUCCUCCACCACUCCUCAUGCCUUCCUCUGCUCGAAGGGUCAUUACUGUCCUGUGGGCUCUCCCUGGGCCUUGCCCUGCCCUACAGGACAGUACCAGCCCAACCCAGGCUCAGACAGCUGCAUCCCGUGUCGGCCAGGCUUCUACUGUGAGGAGGCCGUAGUGGGAGACCCUUUACCCUGCCCUCCUCACUCCUACUGCCCAGCAGCUACUAUGGUUCCUCAGCCAUGUCCCAAUGGCACAUACACUCCUCUUGAUGUUGGAGGUUUACAGGAUGAGAAAGAGUGUUUGUCCUGCCCACCAGGAAGAUUCUGCAGGGGUGGUCAGAUUAAAGGGGUGUGUGCUGCUGGGUAUCUGUGCAUCUCAGGCAGCUCAGACUUCACACCACAGGGCCGAGCACCGGCCGACAGGAGCCGGUGUGAGUGGGGCAUGCAGUGUGCUGGACCCUGUCCUGCCGGCUUCUAUUGCCCUGAAGCUGCAGAUCAACCUCAUCCCUGUCCUGCUAAUACAGUAAAGGAAACUCCUGGUGGAAGCAGCAUUCAGGAUUGUCUCCCAUGUCCUCCUAAACACUGGUGCAAAGAGAGUGAUCCCGUGCUGUACUUGUGUCCGGAGGGUCAUUACUGUGAUGGAAUAGAUGAUUAUGAGUCUGAGGGAAGGCCUGGGCCGAGACCGUGCCCUUCCUUCACAUACAGGCCGACUCCUGGAGCCGGGAGCAAAGGAGACUGUCUUCGGUGUCCUCCUGGAACUUUCUGCAAUGCCACAGGUCUCACUGAUUUCUCCAGUUUUCCGUGCCCACCUGGGUACUGGUGCAGUGGUACAGGCUUGCCAGUCUUCUGCCCUGGAGGCACCUUGAGGGCACAACCUGGGGCAACUUCAGCCAUUCAGUGUGAGCCGUGUGCUGCAGGUAGUUACUGCCCUGACCCUCGCCGCACAGGCCAGCCGAACACAGCCGGGAUUCCCUGCAGAGCCUCUUACCAGUGUCCCACAGGUUCAGUGGAGGAGACGCCAUGCACAGCAGGCUCAUACUGCGGACCUCAAACAGGAGAACCCACUGCAUGUCCUGCUGGAUACCACUGUCCUGAAGCCUCACACACCUACAACACACCUGAACAAGUCUGCAUGUUCCCAUUUUACUGCCCAGCCAACAGUUCUACCAUGUUCUCCUGUGCUGGUGGUUUCAUGCCUCGAAACAUCAGCGGUCUGAGGGUUUCUCAGGACAGCAGUUGUGUUCAGUGUGAGGCGGGAACCUAUCGACCGAGUCACUCACCUCACCUCCGCUGCCUUACCUGCCCUCCAGGCUACCUGUGCCAUCCAGGUGCGGAAAACUACAGCAGUCAGCCCUGUCCAAUAGGGUAUGUUUGUCCACAGGGUUCGUCCCUCCCUGUCCCCUGUCCUCCUGGAACCUAUGGAAACCACACAAAUGCAGAGCUAAUUGAGGAAUGCCAACAAUGUCCUCCAGAUACCUUCAACCACCUGGAAUCUCAGAGAGCCUGUUUUCCCUGUGGCAGCUCCUCUCAUUCUGAGAGAGGUGCGUCCUCCUGCGUGUGCAUCGGUAAGAACCGCGUGUUCCAGCACUCUGACGGAUCCUGUCUGUGUAAAACGGGUUACGUUUUCUAUAAUGAACUGGACUUUAAGAGUUCCAGUACUGACAGUGAUCUGGACUGUCAGCCUGAGGUGAGUAAACGCUGUGGUGUCGGACAAGUAAGACUGGCUUCCUCCCAAGAGUGUGUUAACCCCUCCACACACUCCUGCAGUCUCAGCUGUGGUCCUCAGGGUGGGAGUCUGGACGUAGGCCUGGGCAUUUGUCAUUGUGAGCGGUACGUAUCAGCGGAGGAGGUGUGUAACUCCUCGUGUGUUUCCACACUGCCUGAGCUAUCCACCAGAUUAGCUCAGGAUGGACAGCUGCUGCUUAGGAUCAAAGCUAAGGAUGAAAACAGGAUGUGGAACAGAAAUAUGAUGAACAUCCUGGGACCUGACAGUCACAUCAACAACAUUGGAAAGAUCCAUUUAGUCCAGUUCUCUGCAGAAGGAGUAUUCGGUUGGAUUUUGAAGGACCCUUUGUUUAUUGACACCUUUCUGUCAGAACCAAUAGAAAUUCUGGAGGGAGGUCGGAGAAAGAGAAGACACAGCGGUGAUCUCUGGAGCUCUGGACCUCUACCCCGCAUUCCCAACCCAAUAGCAUGUCUCAAUCCCAGUGAUAUGCUCAUCUUUCAGCUAACCAUCAACUACACUGACCGUCUCCUCAGCCACUUCCCUGUGUAUCAGAAGGACCAUUUGUUCAGUAGUAAUCCUGCCUGGGACUUUGGAGCAUUCAGGCAUCUGGAGCGGCUUAUCAAGCAUUCUCAGUUUAAUUCCACCAGAUUUGCGCAUGUGUUCUCGGAGCCGGGGAAAUACGUGUUCCUGGAUAAUGCUGUGAAGGACUGGAGCUUGAUAGUGGUGGUUCGAGAUAAGAGCACAGAGUGUGAUCCUACUACAUCUCCCUUCCAGCCCACCUCUCCAGCACAGCUCGUACGACACGGAGUCAUCAAACAACAGCGCCUCAACCUCCUGCCAGACUGGAGCGCCAUCAUAGGGGUGUUGAUUCUGCUGGUGUUGCUGAUAGUGGUGUUGACCGUCUCUGCUCUGCUGCUGAGGCCUAAUCGCUCCAGUCUCAUCGCUAAAGGAAGGCCGAAGCCUAAAUGGCGCAGCUUGGGGGAACCCAAGGUUCCUAUGGAGUAUGUUUACAGUGGAGACUGCAGUGGUAUGCUCAGGUUCAGGGGAGUGGGUGAAGGAGCAGAAGCAGAAGAACCUGCUGUGUGCAAAGGAUACAAGAAUGCACUGAUUGAGUUGGAGGAGUUUAAUGUAAAAACGCUGUACGACAAAUUAGAGGAUCAGAAUUUACACCUGGCAUCACAGCUGGCGAAGCAUCGCAAAGACACGCAGGAGUUCUACAGGAACAUGUGCCAGCAGACCGACGCCCUGCGGGAGACCUUGGAGAAUAUGGAGCCUUCAAAGCGGAUCCAGUGGAAGAAGAUUAUGGCCAGUGAGGCACAAGCUAAACAAGAAUCCAUUAGAGUGGAGCCGUGGAUGGGUCUGAUGGAGGUCGUUCAGAGAUCAUUGGAGGCGGUGCUGAUCCGGCUGAAUGAAGAGACCUAUCAGCAGCCAGAGAGCACCGUGACCGGCAGCCACAGAGACACCAGAGAGAGCGGAGUCCACACAGGAUACACCCAGAUUUCUUCAGCUGAUAUGAUUGAACUGAAGACAAGACCGGACACAGAGGCAGCAUCUUCUGAUCCAGCUCCCCAGUCCAGUACAGCUCCCUGUGUGAGUGAGGAGGACCUGGCAAAGCUUUUGGCCCUGACUCCCCUCACUAAAACUCUGCAGGAUAUACAGCAGUCCCUUCAAGCACUGAACGAUACGCCCCACGCAGAAGAAGAACCUAGAGCAUCAUCUGAGGACACGGAGGAGAGGCAGCAGGCGCACCUGAUCCCCGUUGCCCUUGACAACCUGUCUCCACGGAGCUUCGCUGUCUUCCUGUUUGGUUGCCAUGUAGUGAGGCUGCUGAGCCGAGCCUGCGGCUUCCCCGCCGUGAUGCUGCUGCUGGCUAAAACCCUGCCGGUUACUCAAACCGACUCCCUGCUGAACUACUGUAACCGAGAGUUUUACUACGACACAUCCAACCAGAUACUGUACAUCCUCCACAGUAACCUGCAAAACGCCGGACACUUCAUCUCUGUCCUCUUACACGCUCUGGCUUAUAUUACUUCAGGCUCUGCUCCUCGAGACUUCAUCAGAUCCCUCCACCUGGCUGUAUCUGCUCUGAGCUUGCAGUUAUUCCAUCUCUCCUUCACUCAGGAGCAGCAGGAAGGAAAGAUGGAUGAAGAGAGAUCACAGCUUGCCUUUGGGACGUUGGUGGAGGACUUCCUCAGUGUUAAAGUUUCUACUGAAACUCAAUUCACCCCAAGUCUACUGGCUGAAAGGCUCCAAAAGUACAAGUACUUCAAGUUGGAGCAGCUCCUUCAAGAACUGAAACCACCUCCAUCGAGCCGACCCACAGAAGGUUCUAGCCCCACAAAUCUCAAACUCCCGGUGCAGAUGCUUUGUGUGGAGCAGGAAAUCCAGCACCUUAAUGAGGUUUACCAGCAGCUCAGCUCCCAGCUGCACAGCAGAACACACACACUCACACACACACACACACACCGCCCGCUGGAGCAGAGCCAGACCCAGACCCAGCUCAACAAAGGCCUUCAGGAGCAAGUGUUGAUGUUGAAGCUCCAGCAGGUCACAGUAGAGCAGAGACUGAGGGAGAUGAAGGAGAGGUUGAGUAAACUCAGCUCAGAUAAAGAGCGAUCUGAGCGAAAUGAACAGUCCGUGUCUGAAAGCACAGAGCAGCAGAUACAUAAAGACAGCCUGGCCUUCAGUAAACACACACAGCUGAACAAUGGAGCCGAUAACCAGACAGACGCCAGCGAGCAGCUCCCCAGCAAGAAACAACACAGCAGACAUAUGGAUGACGUAGCGCUGGAGAAAAGGAUGUUAUAGCCUGAGGCAGAUUCACUCUUCCUGUUUUGUUCCUGUGUUGUUUACUCACUCUACUCUCAUAAAAUAGCAAUGAAUUAUCUUCUAUAGAGACACAGUAUCAUAUUUUUUGGUUGUUUUUCCCUUUUUGGCACUUCUUGGGUUUUACCCUGUGGUGGAUUUUUAUUUUCUGGACCUGAGCUACCCACCUCUGUGUGUAACUAUAGGUUUAAAUAGGAUCUCCGGUGGAUUUUGUGUUUUACAGAGACCAUAAGCCUAGGUCAGUGUAGGCUGAACUGGACUUAUUAGGACAUUAUUACACAUGUUGUAAAGUAACAUAUGAAAUUGCAAAGACUGUUAUUAGUGUAAAAAUGUCUUUAUUUUAAAACGUUUCCAACUGUUGUCCGUCUCUCUGCCUCCUGGUGUUGCACUCACAGGCUCACAG
Messenger RNA from Astyanax mexicanus (Mexican tetra), 10520 nucleotides. RefSeq names its product zonadhesin. The transcript has 65 exons. The coding region runs from base 71 to 10099 and encodes 3342 amino acids. NCBI's taxonomy places the organism in Eukaryota, Metazoa, Chordata, Actinopteri, Characiformes, Acestrorhamphidae. The record is from RefSeq and is a predicted model, not a curated record.